Molecule: messenger RNA, 1187 nt
Organism: Sinocyclocheilus anshuiensis
Lineage: Eukaryota; Metazoa; Chordata; Actinopteri; Cypriniformes; Cyprinidae
Product: putative protein PTGES3L
Exons: 7
Coding region: 326-793 (155 amino acids)
Biological process (GO): chaperone-mediated protein complex assembly; protein folding
Cellular component (GO): cytosol; nucleus
Molecular function (GO): Hsp90 protein binding; protein-folding chaperone binding
Source: RefSeq, a predicted model, not a curated record
UGCAUCUGUUUCUCUGGCAGAUUCUCACCCCUCCUCCUCAGGCAGGGGGUGUGAAAGGGAAUAUCAUGGUCCGGGUGAGGGUAGAAACUACAGUGAUUUUCCUGAAUGUUCCACCACCGCCUUUAAAUGGAAAGAGCAGGGGUUGAAGUAUGUUCCUCUCCAGCAGCUGAUACCAUCCAUCCUAAAAAUAGAGCCAACCACUCAGACAGCCACAGCUCUCUCCAGUCAGUUCUGUCUUCUCUAAAAGUAAAGAAAACAUCAUAAUCUAUUAACCGUUUAAACAUUUACACAGGAAACUACAAGAACAACUCUACGAGAAGUCAAAAUGCCAAAGAUUGUGAGACCAGAGAAUUGUCAACCAGCCAAAACACUGUGGUACGACCGGAAAAACUAUGUGACUAUCAACUUUGUGGUUCAAAACCCAAAAGAUGUUCAAGUAGAUGUCCAGGACACAAAAAUUAUUUUAAGCUGUAAAGACAUAGAUGACAACAAUAUCUACAAUGAGAUUGAAUUUUAUGACCGAGUAUAUAAAGCUGAUUCAAGGGAGAAAGUCUUUGACCGAACAAUUAAUCUCUUGAUAAGGAAAGUGAAGGAAAAUGUGGCAUGGCCUCGACUCCAGAAAGAUCUUGCAAAGCCCACAUGGCUGUUAGUAGACUUUGAUAAUUGGAGGGACUGGGAACAUGAAGAGGAAGAGGGCAUGGCAGAAUAUGAAGAGUAUAUGGAUAUGCUUAAUGAAAUGAAGAACAAAGGAGAGCCUCCUGCCAUGGAUGACCUGGACGAUCUUAGUGACUGAGUGAGCACCAAUGCCCAAGAUGAGCCAUUACAGUUUUCUAAAAUCUUAUAUGUGCAGUAAAAGCCAAUUCACAUUGCCCUGAUAAAUUUGCAAUAUACCGCCACUGACAUAGUGAGCUAGAGUUAUAUGUAUGACAUGGAUGUAAUAUGUAACUGUCUUUUAUAACCUUUAUUUUUUCUUUAUUUGAUUUUCUUUAUUUUUUAAUCUUUUUUUUUAUUUAUUUUGAUUUAAUUGAUUUCCUUGCAAAACAAAUCAUCCUUGCUUUGUCAGAAACAAAAUUAGAUGUGUGUUUUCUAUUUGUGAUUUUAAAAAUGCAAAUAAAGAAAUUGUUUAUGUUUUUCAUAUGCUGUAUAUGUAUGUGUUUUCCACAUUAAAGAGUUCAAGAUCUGUGAUA